Messenger RNA from Racocetra persica, 169 nucleotides. NCBI's taxonomy places the organism in Eukaryota, Fungi, Glomeromycota, Glomeromycetes, Diversisporales, Gigasporaceae. The record is from the annotation of a GenBank genome assembly.
AUUCAUGGGCCUUGUCAAUAUCCGUUAUAUUCGUACACUUGCUACUCAUCAAGCCGAAGAUAACUGUGUUGUUCUAAAUGAAGAAGUCACCAAUUACCGUGGUCUUAAAAGUGUCAAUGAAGUUUACAACACCUGUGAAACUAUCUUAAAAUGGAGUGUGCCAUCAUAA